CAAAACACUCAACCACCCACUUUGCGUACUUGGAGUCGGCAACCUCGACGCAUUCCGACAACUCCGAGUAAGGUCUACACCAUUUCCAAGAUAUUUCGAUUCUGCGGCCUUAGAUCAUCAAACUUCCCUUCCAAACAUGGCGCCACGUGAAAGGGGAGUCCAUAAUCCCGCCCCAAACAAUAGGCUUGGGGUGCAAGGGCUCAGUCUCAGGCCCUCGAACGGCGACGCCAGCUCUUCCGACGAGGAAGAGUAUGACAGGGCGCUCGACACUAACCAUCCGGUUGGCUACCUUCACGGCUUGCGCGGUGAAGUCGUCAGGGUCAAGUUGAACUCGGGUCUUACCUUCAAGGGUAAACUCCAGUCCGUCGACGGUUACAUGAACGUAGCCAUCGAGGGAUGCCAUGAGUACCUCAAGGACGGCCUCAAAGGACGCUCGUGGGGAGAUGCAUUCAUUCGCGGCAACACUGUUACCUUCAUCUGUGCAGAAAAGGAUGUUCUCAACAUGGAACUGUGGGAGAAUUAGUGGAACUAGUAGCGAAACGAGCACACGAUCAUGAUACCUCGCAAGUUUUGGGCGUCCAGGUAGAUGGCCUUCACAAUUAGAAUACACAUCUUUUGAC
Messenger RNA from Lindgomyces ingoldianus, 620 nucleotides. Its product is annotated as Sm-like ribonucleoprotein. Gene Ontology annotation, cellular component: U4/U6 x U5 tri-snRNP complex; P-body; U6 snRNP. The transcript has 3 exons. Gene Ontology annotation, biological process: mRNA splicing, via spliceosome; maturation of SSU-rRNA. Lineage: Eukaryota; Fungi; Ascomycota; Dothideomycetes; Pleosporales; Lindgomycetaceae. The coding region runs from base 137 to 523 and encodes 128 amino acids. The record is from RefSeq and is a predicted model, not a curated record. Gene Ontology annotation, molecular function: RNA binding.